AUGUUAUUCUUCUCCUUCUUCAAGAGUCUCAUUGGGAAGGAUGUCGUGGUUGAGCUCAAGAACGACUUGAGUAUCUGCGGAACCCUUCAUUCGGUGGACCAGUACCUCAACAUCAAGAUGAGUGACAUCACUGUCAUGAAUGGCCACAAAUACCCGUAUAUGUUGUCCGUCAAGAACUGCUUCAUCCGCGGAUCAGUCGUCCGAUACGUGCAAUUGCCGGCCGAUGACAUCGAUGUCUCACUACUACAAGACGCCACUCGGAAGGAGGCCUCCAAAUGA
Oppiella nova is the source of this 279-nucleotide messenger RNA. The record is from the annotation of a GenBank genome assembly. NCBI's taxonomy places the organism in Eukaryota, Metazoa, Arthropoda, Arachnida, Sarcoptiformes, Oppiidae.